Molecule: messenger RNA, 1540 nt
Organism: Micromonas pusilla CCMP1545
Lineage: Eukaryota; Viridiplantae; Chlorophyta; Mamiellophyceae; Mamiellales; Mamiellaceae
Exons: 2
Coding region: 120-1388 (422 amino acids)
Cellular component (GO): lysosome
Molecular function (GO): cysteine-type endopeptidase activity
Source: RefSeq, a predicted model, not a curated record
ACGCGCGCCCGCUCGCGACGACACGAGGACUUUCACCGAGGACAGACUCGGGCUCGUCGGGUGAUAAAUUAAUUGACCGGCGCACGCUCGAAUCGUUCCUUUCAGUUCGUUCGCUCGCGAUGACGAAGACCACGCGCGCGCGCGCGCUCGCGGGCGUCCUCGCGACGCUCCUCCUCGUAUGCUCCUUCGCGCCCUCCGUCGCGGCGACGGCGUCCGACUCCGCCUCCCCCGCGGAGACGGAGCGGACGGCCGCGACGACGACCGCGACGACGACGACGACGACUUUGACGACGACGCUCGACCCGGUCGCGACGAUCGAAGCGCGCUUCGAUCGGUGGCUCGCGACGCACGGGAAGGCGUACGCGUGCCCGAAAGAGCGUGCGAAGCGACUCGCGAUCUUCGCGGACAACGCGGAGUUUGUCCGCGUCCACAACGAAGCGCACGCGGCUGGGAAGAAGUCGCACUGGCUCAGACUCAACCACCUCGCCGACCUCACGCGCGAGGAGUUCAAGCACAUGCUCGGCUACGACGCGUCCAAGAAGCGCGUCGAGUCCAGCAGCCCCCCCGUCGACGCCGCGAACUGGGAGUACGCGGACGUGACCCCCCCGGAGACGAUGGACUGGGUGUCGAGGGGCGCGGUGACGCCAGUGAAGAACCAAGGCCAGUGCGGGUCGUGCUGGGCGUUUUCGACCGUCGGCGCCGUGGAGGGCGUCGUCGCGGUGAAGACCGGGGAUCUGAUCUCUCUGAGCGAGCAAGAGCUCGUGUCGUGCGCGAAGAUUGGCGGAAACAACGGCUGCAAGGGCGGGUUGAUGGACAACGGCUUCGAGUGGAUCGUGGAGAACCGCGGCGUGGACGACGAAGAGGACUGGGGAUACCUCGCGAAGGAUCGACGCUGUAACUGGUUCAAGAAACGAAGAGCGAAGGCGGCGUCGAUCGACGGCUUCAAGGACGUCCCCAGAAACGACGAGGACGCGCUCAAGAAAGCCGUGUCUCAGCAGCCCGUCGCCGUCGCCAUCGAGGCGGACCACCGAGAGUUUCAGCUCUAUUCCGGCGGCGUCUUUGACGGCGAAUGCGGGACGAACCUGGACCACGGCGUGUUGGUCGUCGGGUACGGCUACGACGGCGAAAGCGCCGGGCACAAGCACUACUGGACGGUGAAGAACUCCUGGGGCGCGAAGUGGGGCGAGGAAGGGUACAUACGCAUCGCCCGGGGCGGCAUGGGGCCCGCGGGGCAGUGCGGCGUCGCGAUGCAGGCGUCGUACCCGACCAAGUCGAGCUCGGCGCCGUUGGAGGACGGAGACGAGCCGACGGUGUUGGACGCCGCGCUCGGGGCGGUGGAGGACGUCGCCGCGUGGGGGCAGGAGCGCGCGUCCACGGUGUUUCUUUGAGGAGGAGGAGGAGGAGGUGGAGGAGGUGGACGAGAGUCGAUGUACGACGUACGAGAUGCGAGAUUGAUGAUUGACGAACGGGACGACGCGAUGACACGAGAAUUCUCUUUUGUAACGCGAACCGAAUGUAUGACAAGAGCGCGCACGUCUCC